Messenger RNA from Grosmannia clavigera kw1407, 2454 nucleotides. Its product is annotated as ribosome assembly protein. Gene Ontology annotation, biological process: ribosomal large subunit biogenesis. Bases 1 to 2454 code for a protein of 817 amino acids. The record is from RefSeq and is a predicted model, not a curated record. Gene Ontology annotation, cellular component: nucleoplasm; nucleolus; Noc2p-Noc3p complex. Lineage: Eukaryota; Fungi; Ascomycota; Sordariomycetes; Ophiostomatales; Ophiostomataceae. The transcript has a single exon.
AUGGGUGUCGCGAAGAAGAAUGUGAAGGCGACCAAGAAGUUUGAGAAGAACCAUCUCAAGGGCGUGCUAGAGAAGCGAAAGGCCGGUGCGAAGAUCAAGCAGCGGCAGCAGAUUCAAGCCAAGAAGCAGGCCAAGCGCAGCCAAGAUGCCGACUUCUUCAAGAAGACGGGCGAGGUGGCUGAACAGGCGGCCAGCAGGAAGAAGCGGCCCGAUGCCAAUGUCAGCAGCAUGAGCGUCGAUGACUUCUUCCAGGGCGGCUUCCAGAUCAUCGAUGGUCAAGACGGCGAGCCAAAGCCGACGACGGCUGCCUCGCCAGCUCACCUCGGCAAGCGGAAACGCACCGGGGCAGCGGCGGAGGAAGAAACGACAGGAACGGGAGCUACGGGCAGCAGCGACGACGACGACAACGACGACGACAGCCAAGAGGGCGAUGCCGGCAUGAGCAAGGCGGCGAUGGAAGCGCUAGCCGAGAAGGACCCCGAGUUUUACCAGUUUCUCAAGGAGAACGACCCGGAGGCGCUCGACUUUGACGAGGACGCAGACCUGGCCGAGAUUGACGAGCUGAGCCCAGGCGAAGAGGAGGACGAGGAUGAUUCGGACGAGGACGCCUCUGACGAGGAGGGAGAAGCGGUCAAACGGCCGAGAAAGAAGCAGAAAAAAGCAAAGGCAGCAGCAGCAGCAGCACCGGUGGACAACGAGCUGACGCGGGCCAUGGUGAGCAAGUGGCGAGCAUCAAUGGCAGAGACGUACUCGCUGCGGGCAGCACGACAGGUGGUGCUGGCGUUCCGCAGUGCAGCACACCUGAACGAGAAGGAUGCAGACGACGACGGAAGCGCGCAGCGGUACUCGAUCAAGAGCCCGGCCGUGUUCCACGAGAUCCUGAUGGCGGCACUAGAACAGGUGCCGCUGGUGCUGCAGCAUCACGUGCCAGUCAAAGAGUCGGCAGCACACCGUGUGUACGUGCCGACGGAGACGAAGAAGUUUAAGACGCUGUCGCUGCUGGUGCGCAGCUUUGCGGCAUCGGUGCUUCACCUGCUGGGGACGCUGUCAGACGACGGGACGCUGAAGCUGACGCUGUCGGCACUGACGCCGCUGCUGCCGUAUCUGCUGUCGUUCCGCAAAUUGUUGAAGCACGUGAUCAAGACGGUAGUCGCCUUCUGGGCGCAGCCAGCCAGCAGCGAGACGACGCGGAUCACGGCCUUUCUGGUGCUGCGCCGGCUCGUCGUCAUCGGCGACAAGGGCGUGCGCGAGGCCGUGCUCAAGGCAACCUACCUCGGCCUCGUCCAGGGCUGCCGCACGACCAACGCGAACACGCUGGCCGGCAUUCACCUGAUGAAGAAUUCGGCGGCCGAGCUAUGGGGCAUCGAUCCGGCCAUCGGCUACACGACCGCCUUUGCGGCCAUCCGCCAACUGGCCAUCCACCUGCGCAACAGCAUCGUGCACAACCAGAACAACGCCUUCCGCGUGGUGUACAACUGGCAGUACGUCCACUCGCUCGACUUCUGGUCCGUCGUCCUGGCCGAGCACUGCAGCCCGCUGCGCGAGGCCGAGGGCCACAGUGGCGGUUCUGGCAGCCAGCUGAAGCUGCUCGUCUACCCGCUCGUGCAGGUGACCCUGGGUGCCAUGCGGCUGAUCCCGACGGCCAUGUACUUCCCGCUGCGCUUUCAGCUGUUCCGGUCGCUGCUGCGCGUGUCGCGGGCUACCGGCACCUACAUCCCGCUGGCGCCGCUGCUGCUCGAGGUCCUCAGCUCGGCCGAGAUGAAAAAGGGCGGCCGCAGCGCUGGUGCCGACGUCAAGGAGCUCGACUUUGCCGUCGCCUACAAGGCCCCCAAGUCGUACCUGCGCACCACCGUCUACCAGACCGCCGUGGGCGAGCAGGUCGUCGAGCUGUUGUCCGAAUACUUUGCUCUCUGGGCCACCAGCAUCGCCUUUCCCGAGCUCGCCCUGCCGGUCGUCAUCAUGCUGAAGCGCUGGCUCAAGGAGGCCCGGAAGCGCGGCGGCAGCAGCAGCAGCAGCCAUGGCCGCGGCGGCAAGGGCUCCGGCUACCGCCCCAACAGCAAGGUCAUCGCCGGCCUCGUCUUGCUGGUCCAGAAGCUCGAGGCCAACGCCAAGUUCAUCGAGGACAGGCGCGCCCGCGUCGACUUUGCACCGCGCGACCGCACCCAGGUCGACGCCUUCCUCAAGGACUUUGACUGGCAGAAGACCCCGGUCGGCGCCUUUGUCAUGACGCAGCGCCAGCUCAACGCUGAUAAGCAGCGCGGCCUGGCCGAGGCCCGGAAAGAGGACGCCCAGAAGCGGCUUGAGGAGAAGAAGCAGGUGCGGGAGGAAAUGGUUGUGGAUGAGGAAGAGGAGGAGGAUGAGGAGGACGAGGAGGGUGAGGAGGAUGAGGAGGACGGCGACGACGAUGACGACGAGGAUGAGGAGGAAGAAGACGAGGAUGACGACUUAGAAUGA